Molecule: messenger RNA, 1188 nt
Organism: Erigeron canadensis
Lineage: Eukaryota; Viridiplantae; Streptophyta; Magnoliopsida; Asterales; Asteraceae
Product: probable aquaporin SIP2-1
Exons: 3
Coding region: 236-955 (239 amino acids)
Biological process (GO): transmembrane transport
Cellular component (GO): membrane
Molecular function (GO): channel activity
Source: RefSeq, a predicted model, not a curated record
CAUCAUCUCCUCUCUUUAUCCUGUUACAAAAUCAACAAUUACUAGUCUAAAUUAAAUUAAAAUGUAAAGUAGUACUUUAUUCUUGGAAUAUGUUGAUGCAAUUUGGCCAUAUUUUUCACAUGACAAUAAAUCCAUCAUUAUCAUAAUCAGCACAAUUCCACCAACCCACAAACAAUUCAUUCAUUAAAUCCAAACCAUUUCCAAAAAGAAAGGAGGGUUCUUUGUAAAUAAAAAAAUGGCGGGAAUGGUGAGGGUGUUUGUAAUAGAUACACUAUUAUCUUUCAUGUGGGUUUGGGCAAGCGUUUUUGUUAAAUUAAAUGUUGAUAAUGUAUUAGGUUUUUUAAGUUGUAAUGAUAAUGGCCAUGUUAUUGUUUCUGAAAUCAUUAGGUGUUUUUUCUCUGUUGUGAAUAUGUUUUUGUUUGCUUAUUUGGUUAAGCUUACAAAUGGGGGUGCUUUUAAUCCAAUUAAUGUUUUUGUUUCUGCUGUUAAUGGAACUUUUCUCACUUUUCUUUUCAAUGUUGCAAGAAUCCCAUUUCAGGUGUUUGGGUCAAUCAUUGGGGUGAGGUUCGUCCUUCAGACCUUCCCUGAAAUAUCUCGUGGGCCAGAGCUGGUCAUCAACCUUCAUCAAGGUGCACUAACAGAAGGAUUAUUGACAUUCACACAUGUGCUGAUCACACUUGGUCUUGAUAGAAACUUUCGUGGCAGUUUCUUCAGGAAGACCUGGAUUAGUAGCAUCUUAAAACUCUCUCUUCAUAUACUUGGAUCAGAUUUAACCGGUGGAUGCAUGAAUCCUGCUGCUGUAAAUGGAUGGGCGUAUGCUCUUGGUGUUCAUAAAACAAAGGAGCAUAUAAUUGUUUAUUGGCUUGCCCCCAUAGAGGCGUCCCUGUUUGCAGUGUGGACGUUUAGGUUGCUUGUACGUCGUUCAAAACCAGUGAAACAAAAGAAGACGGACUGAAGCUGAUUAUUUCAAAUGUUUGCAUAAAGUAUUCAUUAUACAAUGAAGAGUUCACCUCAGAAGUUCGUUGUACAUCAUAGUCUCAUAGAUAGAUAUUCUUGUCUACCAAUCUGUAUUCCUUUUCUCUAUAUUGGAGAUACUUGACCUUAGGCAUAAAAGUAUUGUUUUCUGUAUGCAGAUACAAUGUAUAGUGUGGAUUCUUUUAUUUAUUUAUUUAUUUUGAUUUUGUCAAA